Molecule: messenger RNA, 5211 nt
Organism: Haliotis rubra (blacklip abalone)
Lineage: Eukaryota; Metazoa; Mollusca; Gastropoda; Lepetellida; Haliotidae
Exons: 13
Coding region: 569-3067 (832 amino acids)
Molecular function (GO): protein binding
Source: RefSeq, a predicted model, not a curated record
AAUAGUCUCAGUGAGGCUAUCAAUAUCCAUGCCUUCUGCUGACACAGAGUAGUUUACCAUAUCGAUCCCAAUACCUACACGGCUCCGUCACAAGAAGUAAAUAAAUCGGAUAUGAAGCUAUACUAACAAAGCGUUCCCUACAAAGCUAUUCCAGAGUUGAUAAAAAAAUCUGCACGUGGAAGGCAUGGAGUUGCGGAAUGUUAGUUUGACUGUCAUUCCUACCGAUGUGGAAGCAACUAUUGGCUAGGCUGUCGGCAACGUUCGGAAUCGAUCGAUUUUCUUCAGUAUCGGAACUCCUGGACACCAGUCUGAAGCGAUGAGAUCGCCACCUAGCGGCGGGAUGCCGUACUACUGAAAUUGACGUCUGUUGCUUGUAUCGUCUGCUUGGAACUUGUGUCGUCUGCGUUUUCAUCAGUCGUGAUAUGGAGCAAAUCUUUGUCACACAAAGCUGUUAAAGAAGAUCUGGUGUCUGUUUGUGACUGUAUUUGGAUAGAUAUAAUCACUGAGGAGAAUUCAUAUCGUGUUAUGUUAUUUUAGAGAAUAUAUUGCCUUCUUCUUCUCGUCCGCCAUGCGUCGACCACGCUUCAAGUUUCUGCUGGGGAUUGUGCUGGUGUUUCUGUGCGACUGUGGAGUGCUUGCUGUAGAUCUGGACGAAUCCCUGGAAGGAAAUGAUGUGUCGGACAUCUCAGACUUCAUUGACCUUGAUGAUCCCUUCUACGCCCAUGAAACCUCUUCAGAAGUCAAAGGUCAAACAACAACCAAUGUGAAUAUUGAUGCCUUAGUCACAGAGAAGACCACCCCAGUUGCAGUUUCCGGAGGAAAUGACAUCAUUAGUGACGACGACGAUGACCUUGAACUGUCUGGAGCAGGGUCAGGGUCUGGAAUGGAUACUGACCUGAGCGCCCACCAGCUCAACAUCACAACCUUCCCCAUACCCGAAGGAGAGGGCAUCAAGCUGAGCGCUGAGGCCACAACUGCUGAAAGUUCGAAACUUACACCGUCAAAACCAUCGACAUUGUCUACAUCUACAACAGCGUCUACUACAACAACAAAGCCAAUCACAGAAUCAACAACACAAGAUAAGGAGGCCAGGACAACCGCCAGAGAGUUCCCCGAGACGACGUCGCUGCUGCCGACAUCCGCCAUAGUGGACGACAACGAGGAUGAGGACGAAAGAGACGACGGUGCUGCUGACGACUCCAUGGUUGACUGGGCCAUCAGAGGUGGCGAUGAGGAUGGAGACGAGGCUCUGUACGAGACAACCUCACUUCGACCUUCAACUAUGCCAACCACCACCAAAGUCGUUGUCCCGACGGAGAAGAUGAAGGAGAUCCCGGCCCUCCUCGACAUCAUCCAGGAAGCUGGGGCUGGAGACGGUAGUCCAUGUGAUGACGUCACCUGUCUGUACGGCGGCAUCUGCAAGGCUGAUGGAGACAGUGUCGCGUGCGCAUGCUCCAUCAACUGCACUGGUCGAGCCACGCGCCCUAUCUGUGGCAGUGACGGUCAGUGGUACAGAAACAGGUGCGAGAUGCAGCUACAGGCCUGUCAGAGUCAGGACAACAUCACCCCAGACCACAACAAGAAGUGCCAAGACUCCCAGGGUGGAGCCCCGCUAUGCCCCGAGAAGAACGCAAAAGCAAUGUGGGGGAGUUGGUCGCCAUGGGUAGCAUCAGGUGAUGUAGAUAUCCGCUUCCGGUCAUGUGACAUCGACGGGAAUUCUUUGGGCAAGAUGGUGUCGUGCCGGGGUCCUAGGGUCGAGGUUCGAUCCUGCAACAUCCGGGACCAGGGAUCGUGCAGAUCGUGGAAUGGAUCCACCAAUGGGAAGUUCUCGUACAGAUGUGAUGGUGUUGACGUGCGAGACGUCAACAACGCAGAGAUGACGUUUGGCCCAGCAGCGAAUGGAGGAGACUUCUGCCGCUACUCCCUAUACGACCUGAAGCGGAGGAAGAUUGUGUUCUCCAGCUUCAACCUUUCCCAGGUCGUGUCCAAGGGCCAUCUCAGACGAUGGUGCUCCAAACAGGAAGCCUUCUUGGUAUCCCACACUCCUCUGCAUGUCUGCAAGCGCCACCUACAGGACAUCUGCAAGUCAUCACGGAAGUGCAAGGGCUCCAAGCUGGCCCGACGACAGAGGAACCUCGGCGACUACACCCACAGCUGCUGGAAGGACUUCAUCCUCGGCAACAGAAUACCCUCCGGUAUAUCUGACAUCCACUCCACCUUCUCCUUCCUGUGUCAGAGAUUCGCCCCCGACAGCAAGUGGGGGAAGGUAUUCGGACACAAGACGGCAUACUACGGUACUAUCUACGACACCGCCCGCCGUAUCCCCGUUGUGUCCUUGGCCAAGGUCACGCAGCUUGGUGAAGACACCUGGCCAAAGACCGACUUUAUGAUUGAGAGAGGUCUAAUUGAUGAGCCAAUGACGUUCAGCUGGCUGCUCAAGAGGGAGCGCGGUUUGGCCACGAUGUCAGACUCCCUGAAAUGUAACACGGACUGGGACUGUGACCUCGGCAUGAAACAGGCGCUCCCCGUCGACUACGACAUGUCCGGUUACCGAAUCGCGCAUCUUAUGUGGCCAGAGCUCGUCGGAGCUGACGUAGACGCCAAACUUUCGACCUUCACCUUGACCAACGCUGCUCCAAUGCAUCCAUCACUGUACUCGGCCUGGCGCCAUGCUGUCGCGGAGAUAAGGUCUUACGCCAUCAACCACUGCAAGAUUCCCGUCGACGUGGACCCGACGACAGGCCCGUCGCGACCAGAGAUGUAUAUAGCUUCCGGCGCUGUGCCUUCCAAGGACCCUGAGAUCACUAUUGGCAAUGAUGUCCACGUACCCGAUCUUUUCUGGUCAGCAGUCUGCUGUUUCAGGGACGACAAAGUCCAGUCUUUCUCCGUUUACGCCCGCAACAUCGGCGACGACCCCGUCAUUGUGGCUCCGGUGCUGCGACUGGAGUCCAUCCUUCAAGACAUGUACAAGGUCAGGAAGCGGGACGUCAACCUGCGUAUCUUCCCUGCAGGGGAGGGGUCGUGUGCAGAGCUCAGGAAUGACGUGUCACGGUCUAUCAACUUGUAGAUGUGACGGACUAUUUGUUAAAAUCAAACUUAUCAUCGGUCAAAUUAUGGAUCAUUAAGAUGUUAUACAUCUUCCGGUUUAGAAGUAGCCCGAAGAUCAUAUACAGUACUCUUUGUGUUGGAUGUAAACCUUGUGAAACACGAGGAACAGAUGCGGAUGUUGAUGUUGUGAAGGAAUGUUCAUCUGAAGAAUAUAACUGCUUGCCACAAGAUAACCGAUUAGUUUACUCAUUAGGAAUCGUAUCAUGGGAAUUAUACCGCCGCUUCAGUCGGCUGCUGCGUUGUGCUGAUGAUGAGGAAUCAUCUGAAUGAAUUUGUGAGGCACUGGACUGGUCCUCCGUGCAGCGACCAGUGCCCCUGUAGUCGUAGCUUUUGAUGUCGUAAUCGUAAUCAUAUGUCAUGUGACCCACUGGUCAAUCCGGGAGUAGCAGAGGAGACAGAAUACCGUGUGGGUUGUCUCCCUUGUGGUGGAUUGCGGUAAUUCACAAUGGAUGUCUCUCUUUUACGUUCCAAUGUUUCUGUGAUCGGCUUUAGUCCAUGGAUGUUAGAUGCUGAAUAUUUGUGUCUUGAUAUUACCCGGCAAUCCCAGUACGUGACCCAUCAACCAGACAGGUGGCACCGCGCUGACGUGGCGUGUCUCGUUUCUUGACCAGUUGCCGCCAUGUCACAGAGACAGGUAACGCCAAGGCGUACAACCGGCGCAGUUAUUACGUCAUAGUAGUGAUCACGUGAUGAUGGUGUCACGCAACCUUGGUGUUAAAGACAUAGUGACAAUCACCCACAAAGCUCUUGGCAAGGUCUGUCAGCGACAGAAUCUAUCACUCACAAAACAAGAGACUGAAUCUGUCAAGGCAAGAUACAGGGUCCAUGUACAAUUAUUUACUUAUUCAUAUCAGUUGUAUUGGAAGUCUGGUUCGUUGAUACAUAUUUGACAGCUUCAUAUACAUAUAUAUCCCCAUCGUUCUGUAUAUUGAUAUGUGUUACAUGCUGCUAGUCCUCUCUCUGUGUUAAGUGUGUCAUAUGUACAGAUAUCAGUAGACUUGUGUACUCUCCUCAUUCCAACGAGACAACUCACCGUCAUUAAAUGAAAUUGAUAUUUUUAAAUUUAGCGCUCAGCACGUCAAGGAUUUAUUUGUUGCGUGUUUGCAUUGCACUAUUUCUACAGCUACGUGACUGAUGGUGGUUUCAGAAAGGAUGCCAGGUUGCCAGAAGGAUCUAGGCGCGAAUGUCCGAAGGAUCUAGGCGCGAAUGUCCGAAGGAUCUAGGUGACGUCAGAAAGAUCUAGUCAUGUCGGAGUGAUCUCGUCCAUCUCAGAGAAUACUAAGCGCUGUUAGGAUGAUUUGAUGAAAGGCUAACUAUACGUGAUGUGGAGUCUGGGGUGUUUCAAGGUGCGGGGAGUCAUUGGAAGUCAGGAAGACCAGCGUUUUAUGUGAAUCUAGGGAUGUUUACAGAUUUUGGGGGCGUCUGAAGGAACUGGGUAUGAAAUCCAGGCGCGUUUGAAUAUUCAAGGAAGGGUUUAGGACUGGCCUACUGGUUGUCGGGUCUAGGGGGUGUCUGGAGGAUAUGGGGGUUGUUGGGACGGAAUUGGAACCGUCGGGUUGGUCAAGUCUGAUGUGACAAGGGCCUGAGAGAUGUAAAACGUACAGUGAUGGUGAAAGUACAAGUCGAGGAUGUCUUGAGGCAGUAGAUAUAACCAAAAGCUGUAAGCAUACAAACGCAUCGUUGAACACGUUUUAUAUCCAGAAACUUUCGGUUUUGUGCAGUUUUAGUGAGCUACAGAGCACAAGUUCUGCUACCAUCGCAUACAAAUUAAUCCAAUGUUUCCUGAUCAAAACAUGAUACUGCACCGUCAAAAUAACUGCCUGUCAGUCUACUUGCGAGGUUGGAGUGUAUGCGUGCGCAGUGCGAGAGAGCGCCAUCUGCAUGUAGAUCUGUAGCGCGUACAUACACCUGCACUGUUGACUAUUGUACUAGUAGAGAUUGACAUACGACUUCUAGAAGUAGACACUAGUUUGUUUUAUACCAAGGUAGUUCCCCUCGUGUUUCUAUUUAGAUCUGUGAUACAACAAACAUUGGUUAUUAUGUUACAAAAUGCACACUGUUGCUUAUUAUUCCUAUUGUUGCAAUAAAGUAUAUUUCUUUUCA